Messenger RNA from Prunus armeniaca (apricot), 2580 nucleotides. Lineage: Eukaryota; Viridiplantae; Streptophyta; Magnoliopsida; Rosales; Rosaceae. The record is from the annotation of a GenBank genome assembly.
AUGGCUGAUGCACUCGUUUAUGUGGUUUUACAACAAUUGGCUUCAACAACAUAUCAGCAAAUAGAGAAAGAGGUGAAGUUGGUCUUGGAUGUUAAGAAAGAAGUUGCAAAAAUCACCAGCAAUCUCAAAGCUAUUCAAGCCGUUCUCGAUGAUGCAGAGAAGAGGCAAGUGAAGGAAGCCGUUGUGAGAGAUUGGUUGGAUAAGCUGACAGAUGUAUCGUACGAGAUGGACGACGUGCUGGACGAGUGGAACACUAAAAUUUUGAUGCAACAAGUUGACAACCAAGAAAAAGGAGGUGAUAUAACUCUUCUUGUUACCAAGAAGAAGGUAUGUUUGUUUAUUCCCUUCGAUUGCUUUUGUUUUGGCCUUGUCAGUCGAGUAAUUUGUCGUCGCGACAUUAAGCUUAAGCUAAAAGAUCUGAAUAACAAGUUGACUGAGAUUGCUGAAGAACGAAAAGCAUAUAAGUUUCGACACACAGAAGGAAGAGUUGAACAACCUGAACGGCAAAAAAGUUCAUCGUUUGUUGAUAUAUCUAAGACAUUUGGCCGAGAAAAUGAAAAAGAUAUUAUAGUAAGCAAGUUGUUGAGUGAGAGUAGUCAAGAAAUUGUAAGGGGUCCCCUUGUUAUCCCCAUUGUGGGGAUGGGAGGAAUGGGAAAGACAACUCUUGCACAACUAGCCUAUAAUGAUGAAAAUGUAAAAGCGCAUUUCGAAAGGAGAAUAUGGGUUUGUGUCUCUGAUCCUUUUGAUGAGAUAAAGAUUGCCAAGGCCAUCAUUGAUGGUAAUGGAACCCCAAACUCAGAUGAAUUGGAAGCUUUCUUGCAAUGUAUGUCAAAAUCUAUAGAAGGGAAAAAGUUCCUCCUUGUCCUAGAUGAUGUGUGGACUCAAGACCACAGAAAGUGGGAACAAUUAAAGUUACCUUUGCUGAAAGGUGCUAUGGGUAGUAGAAUACUGGUGACCACACGAAAAGAGGAAGUUGCUAUUAUGAUGGGAGCAAAGAUGAGCCACAUGAUCCAUUUGAAGCAAUUGAGUGAAGAAUCAUGUUGGUACUUAUUUUAUCACCUUGCAUUCUUUGACAAGGAAGAAGAUGAAUCUAAUGUGUUUGAAGCUAUUGGUAAGGAAAUUGUCAAAAAGUGUAAGGGUUUGCCUCUUGCUGCAAAGGCUUUAGGUAGUCUCAUGCGCUUUAAGAAAACUAAGAAAGAAUGGCAAGAUGUCUUGCACAGUGAGAUAUGGGAACUUGAAGAGUUUCUUAACCGAGAGGAAUGUUACAUAAUGGAGGUUAAGGAUGCUAACAAGAGAAUUGAGCUACCAAGUGAUAAGUUCCGCCAUUUGACCUUAAUCCUUGCAUCCGAUGAUCGAUUUAAAUGUCCUGUUCCUCCUCUUUCAUUUGACCAUUGCAAAGUUCUGCGCACCCUGUCAUGUUUCAAUUCAAGAAUCACUACCUUAGACCGAGAUCUCAUUUUGCAGUUGAAAUGUCUUAGGACUUUAAAUUUGAGUGGUAACAAAAUCAAUGAACUUCCAAAGGAGAUUGGCGAGUUGAUACAUUUGAGGCACCUUGCAAAACUACCUAAGGCCAUAGGGAAGCUGAUUAACUUAAAGCAUCUUCAUAUUAAGAACUGUUACAAGUUGAAGUACUUGCCAAAAGGGAUUGGGAGAUUAAGAAGUCUGCAGGUAUUAGAUGGUUUUAGUGUAUGUGCUGCUGACAACAGUGAAACACUCCAGUUAGGUGAUCUGGGAAUCUUGGACAAGCUUCAGGGUAGCCUUUUUAUCAAAGGGCUGGGGAAUGUGAGAGAAGCUAGUGAGGCUGAGAAAGCACAAUUAGUGAAUAAAAGACACAUCCUUCAUUUGGAACUAGAUUUUUGGAAUGGAGAUAAGCGAGGACAAGGAGAAAGAGAUGGAGAAAUGCUGAGUUUCUUAGAACCACCUCAAAGUUUGGAAUUUUUAUGCAUUAGUUGUUAUUGUGGCGGCACCUUCAGCUCUCCCAACUGGAUGAUUUCUCUACCUAAUUUGAGAACCCUUAUUCUUCGUUCUUGGAAAAAUUGUGAUUUUUUGCCUCCUCUUGGGAAAUUACCGUCCCUUCAAACACUGAGCAUAGAUGAUAUGCCUAGUGUGAGAAAAGUUGGAGUUGAAUUUUUGGGAAUAGAAGAAACUUCAGCAUUGUUAAAAUCAUCCUCACCAACUGUUUCAUUCCCAAAAUUGAAAAAGCUCAGCUUCUCUGGAAUGUGUAGUUGGGAAGAAUGGGAAGGAGUGGGAGGGUCGGUGGAAGAGGAUUCUGAAGUUAGAAUAAUGCCAUGCCUUUCUUCAUUGGAUAUUCUUAAGGCAGACAGCCUACGAACACUGCCCGUCUUCCUGCGAAAGACGCCACUGCGCGAUUUGACUAUCUAUAAAUGCUCUAUAUUUCUUGAACGCGGUUGCCAAGAAAGCAGAGGAGAGGAGCGUCUCAAGAUUUGUCACAUCCCAAACAUCGAAAUUAAUUAUAAGAGUGUUCGAGAAGACGGAGUCUGGAUCCAGCAAGAGGAUGAAACAGAGGAAACUGAUAGUUCUGAAUCUGAUGAGGAUGAUGAUGGGAUUGCACAAGAAUAG